AUGAAGCUCUACCUAGGUGCCGUAGGCCUUGCCACCUUGGCUUGGGCUCACGAAAACGACAACAUCAAAGCCAAGGAUAAUACCUAUGAAUACAUUGUUGUCGGCUCGGGACCUGGAGGUGGUCCUUUAGCUGCCAACAUUGCCAGGAGCGGUCAUUCAGUACUUCUUCUCGAAGCUGGUGACGAGUAA
This is a messenger RNA of Fusarium sp. VM40, 189 nucleotides long. The record is from the annotation of a GenBank genome assembly. Lineage: Eukaryota; Fungi; Ascomycota; Sordariomycetes; Hypocreales; Nectriaceae.